AUGGUCCUCUCCAUGCCAAGCUCCACCUCGCAAACGGGAAACACAGGGAGCACCGAGGAUGCCCACAGGCCAGAGCACGACAGUGCGAGGUCGACCCAAGUCCCCAGCGACACCACAAUGGUAACAAGCUCGCCGGCGAGCAUGAAGCUCUUCGUGGACGUCGGCGCGGGGCGCGUGGUGUUCGCGGAGGCCGGCAAGGACGUGGUCGACUUCUUCUUCUCCCUCCUCGCCCUGCCCCUCGGCAGGGCGGACAGGCUGCUCGCCGCGCUCGGCGGCACGGGCGGCUGCGUCGGCAACCUCUACGUCAGCGUGGCGUGGAGCAGCUGGACCCGGCGCACGUCCACACCGGCGCGGCGGCCAGGGAGACCCUUCUCCAGCCCACCCUCCAGGAACGUAACGGACGACACAGGCACAAUCUGCCCGUCCUGCGGCAAACCGCUGACGGCGUCGGCGCGGUACGUGCCGCCCGGGUCGUCGGCGGCGGGCGACGUGGGGUUCGUUCGGGGCGGACAAGGGUCCAGGUAUGUCGUCACGGACGACCUCCGCGUCAUGCCCGGGCCGACGACGGCUGGUGAGCAUAUAGCAUUGUUGACGGCCCUCGGUGCGGGGAACGUCGACGCGCUCCAGGAGUUGGAAGUGCAGCUUGGGCUCACCGAGUGUACAGAGAUACUGAAGGCGUCGCUGCAGUCCAAGACCGUGCUCACCCAUGUCUUCCUUCGCCGGCGAGCACCUGGAGGCGAGGACAACUAG
Messenger RNA from Lolium perenne, 750 nucleotides. RefSeq lists its product as uncharacterized. NCBI's taxonomy places the organism in Eukaryota, Viridiplantae, Streptophyta, Magnoliopsida, Poales, Poaceae. The record is from RefSeq and is a predicted model, not a curated record.